Cheilinus undulatus (humphead wrasse) is the source of this 3625-nucleotide messenger RNA. Its product is annotated as serine/threonine-protein kinase PAK 6-like. Bases 175 to 2088 code for a protein of 637 amino acids. Gene Ontology annotation, biological process: intracellular signal transduction; protein phosphorylation; regulation of MAPK cascade. Gene Ontology annotation, cellular component: cytoplasm. The transcript has 10 exons. Gene Ontology annotation, molecular function: protein serine/threonine kinase activity; ATP binding. Lineage: Eukaryota; Metazoa; Chordata; Actinopteri; Labriformes; Labridae. The record is from RefSeq and is a predicted model, not a curated record.
CGGACAGAACGCACUUACCCGGACUCCCCUGGACUCACCUGGACUUACCUGGACUCAGCAGGGCGGGCUGAGCCGGACCGUUCUAACUCACCUGGUUCACCUGUGGGCGACUGACAGACACACAGAGCGCUUUCGUCCUCGUUUUCCGGCAGCCAUCGCUGCGUUGCUGCAGCGAUGUUUGGCCGCAGGAAGAAAAAGCGAAGGCCGGAGAUCUCGGCGCCGCGGGACUUCCAGCACCGCGUCCACACGUCGUAUGAUGCGGCCACCGGACGCUACGUGGGUCUCCCGCCACAGUGGCAGAGCAUCAUCGACACGCUGAGGAGGCCACGCCCCCUGGUGGACCCCUCAAGGGUCACUGAGGUGGCGCUCAGGAAGACGAUCGUUCGUGGAAGCUUCAUCGGUCAUGAGGACUACAUUUCCCAUGUCAUCGCUGAGAUGAGCCGUCUCUCCGUCUCCAGCUCCAACUCUCUGCGCCGCAGCAGCCCCUCGGCACGGAAACGGGCACGCUCUCUGGGACGCCUCGGAGAGCUGGAGGAACAUGACUCCUACCAAUAUGAGGAGCUUAAUCAACACGGUGACGCCACCAAAACGAGCAGGAGCUCCACGUACUGGCAGGACCGGAUCCGAGCGGUCCGCAGCGAGCGUGGCAGCCCUAAACUGAACGGGCAUCUGCAGAGAGCCAAGUCAACCUGUGAGGUGGGCACUGAGACCCCGCCCCCUGCACCUGCGGCUCAGAGGACUGCUGGACCGUACGCUCGUAGUGAAGGGGCGGGACUAAAACAGAGACCUAUUUCCUGUCAGUACAGCAUGCAGACUGUAGAUGGCAGCAGAGCUCACUUGAGACAGAAGGCAGCCAGUCACCUGCCUGAUCUGCUAAAGACCUCCAGAGAAACUCCCAGAAGGCCUCACUCCACCUAUGACCUCCAGCUUCCCCCACGCUCCUCCUCCCUCCUGCUGCCCCCUCCAAACAGCACCAGCAGCCCGCUGGUCACUGGACGGGGUUUACCUCGUCGCCCGCUCCGCCCCUCCUCCAGCUUCAACAUCGGUGCUUCUCCAAGAACCCACACCCCCCUAGUCCAGGACAUCGUCCCCCAGCACCGCCCCUCCCCAGCAGGCUCCCCUGGACCUCCAACCACCUCAUCCCGCCCUUGCCCUUCCUCCACCACACAGAUGGCGCCCCAUGGGGGCGGGAAGGUGACCCAUGAACAGUUCAAGGAAGCUCUACAGGUGGUUGUGGACCCAGGCGACCCCAGGACAUCUUUGGAGAACUUUGUGAAGAUCGGGGAGGGGUCAACAGGGGUGGUUUGCAUCGCGCGGGAGAGACACAGCGGGCGCCAAGUGGCGGUGAAGAUGAUGGACCUGAGGAAGCAGCAGCGGCGAGAGCUGCUCUUCAAUGAGGUGGUGAUCAUGAGGGACUACAGACAUCAGAACGUGGUGGAGAUGUUUCGCAGUGCUCUGGUGGAGGAUGAACUCUGGGUCAUCAUGGAGUACCUGCAGGGCGGCGCUCUCACCCACAUUGUCAGUGAAAGCAGGCUGAACGAGGAGCAGACGGCGACAGUGUGUGACGGCGUCCUGCAGGCGUUAUCGUACCUUCACUCUCAGGGCGUCAUUCACCGAGACAUCAAGAGCGACUCCAUCCUGCUGACACUGGAUGGCAGGAUCAAACUGUCCGACUUUGGUUUCUGCGCUCAGAUUAGUAAGGACGUCCCGAAGCGGAAGUCUCUGGUUGGGACCCCUUACUGGAUGGCUCCUGAGGUCAUCGCCAAAAAGCCGUAUGGCACAGAGGUGGACAUCUGGUCUCUGGGCAUCAUGGUGGUGGAGAUGAUUGAUGGAGAGCCGCCAUAUUUCAGUGACACACCCAUCAACGCCAUGAAGAAGCUGAGAGAUGAGGCAGCACCGAGCGUGAAGAACAUCCACAAGGUGUCUCCGGUGUUGAAGGACUUCCUGGAGUGCAUGUUGACUCGAAACACGAAGCAGCGCUCCAGCGCCGCGCAACUGCUUCAGCACCCAUUCCUGCUGCAGGGGGGCUCGCCGCGCUGCCUGGUGCCCCUGGUGGAGCAGCACCGUAAACGCAUGUCGCUGUGCUGAAUGCAUACCCGGAUGGGAACUCUGACAUCCAGCUUUGGGACAUUUUGUUUUAAUGCCUACUGAUGUCACCUAUAAGGACUUAAAAACAACCUGGACUUUAUUUUGACAGUUGGGCUGAUCAUUUCCUGUCAGGGAAUUUUAUUGUGAAAGAACCACUGACUUGGUUCACAUUGACGCUGCUGAAAUAGUAUUUAAAUAUUUGUAGUUUCUGUUCACAAAGAUCGUCUUCAUGCAAGAGAACAAGGAAAAUAUUUUAGACAUCGAUUCUUGAUAAAAAACAUUUCAUCAAAAAGAAUAAGAGUCACAACCCAGAAAAUAAAAACUCCUAUCAUCAGUGUAGACAGAAAUCCAAGAAUAAUUUUGUAUCACAUUAAGCUGUCAUAGGCCAUCUGUACCUUGCCCGAGCAUGAUUGGUGUGCCCCAUUUUUGGGUCGGAAGAGGUGGACUUUGGCAUGGGUAUGCAAUGUGGAUGCUCCGCCUGCACAAUCAGGAUAUACACAAGUGCUAGAGAGCCGUACCUGACAAAAACAACUCAUAGUAAUGUGGUACACUUAAAUGUCCCAGAUCAUCAAACAAAUUUGAGUAUUAGACCAAGGUAACCCGAGUUAAUACAAAGUGCCAUUUUUAAACAACAAUCUCAUUUUAAGGGGAAACUCUGUUUUUGGUUUGUCCACAGAAUAUUUCCUCAAAAGUUUUGAGGGUCAUGAAGAUGUUUUUAGUCAAAUGUGAGGCGAGCCUUUCUGCUCUUUUUGUUCAGCAGUGGUUUUGGCCUUGGAACUCUCAUUUUUGUCUAGUGUCUUUCUUAUGGUUAAAUCAUGAACUCUGACCUUAACUGAGUCAGUGAGGCCUGCAGGUCUUAAGAUGUUGUUCUGGGAUCUUCUGUGAUCCCCUGGACUACUGUUCCAAGUUUUCUCCAUUUGUGGGUAAUGGCUCUCACAAUGGUUGGGUGGAGUCCCAAAGCCUCCAAAACAUCUUUGUGACCCUUUCCAGACCAACAGAUGCCAAUCACUUUGUUUCUCAUUUGUUCUUAGUAAUCAGGCCUGGGUGUGGAUAGUUAAAUUGAACUCAGAUUUCCAAAAAAUGAGGUUUAUUGCAGUUAAUUCAUGAUUUAACAAGGGAAGGGGGGGCAAUUACUUUUUUCAUAGGGCCGGGUAGAUUUGGAUGGCUUUUUUCUCCUUAGUGAAUGAAAUCAUCAUUUCCAAACUGCAUUGUGUAUUUCCCUGAGUCCCCUUUCUCUAAUAAUAGAACUUGUUUGAUCUGAAACAUUUAAGAGCAAGAAAUAUGCAAAACAAAGACGGACUUGGCAGUAUUGUGACUGAUUUGUACUCCAUUUCUUUCUGUCCGAAUGUCAGUCAUUGUUUGGAUAAUUUUCCUAUGAUCCUAUAAUCUAAAUGUUGAAUAUUACACAGCUCUUAAUUUCCCUGUUUGUUUUUUAACUUCAGACGAGGAUAAAAUGUUGAAAACUUGCACAUUUCACACAGAAUGUGACUUUGCACAUAUGGGUUGAAUGUUUUUUUUUUUAUUUUACAUAAAUUUU